This is a messenger RNA of Trametes versicolor FP-101664 SS1, 757 nucleotides long. RefSeq lists its product as uncharacterized. Lineage: Eukaryota; Fungi; Basidiomycota; Agaricomycetes; Polyporales; Polyporaceae. The transcript has 3 exons. The coding region runs from base 381 to 677 and encodes 98 amino acids. The record is from RefSeq and is a predicted model, not a curated record.
CAUACUGGGUGCGGUGUAAUGAUGCGAGGAAAAUCGCAGCGCGGCGACCCCGGAAGCGAAACGUCCUCGGGUAGCCGCCAGCACGAGGCGAGACGAGGCGAAUGGGGAGGGGAGUCGCUGACCGCGUCCGUACGACAUCGAAUGCGGGUGAAACUGCGAAUGUUGCGAUCCAGGUAGCAGAGAUACAUCGUAGAACGUCGCCGGCGAUUGCCCAUCCGCGAGGGCCUUGCAGAUGGCUGCGGGUGUGUGCCAGAACAUCCAGACAGUCGCUGCCGCCGGGAACGCGGGCGGCCUAGGAUGGGACCCUGCGUGUCCAUAUAAUCGCUCGCAGAGGUCCAGCGAUGGUGUCGGUCCCCGCCCAAACUCACACAUCGUCUGCAAUGUCUUCCCACCCGUUGGUCGUCGCUGCUCGUGCCCCAGAAGAGCCCCAUCCCGCAAGCGUCCAGCCCGUAUCCAGUGGGACACCGCUCGAGCUCGAGCUCGAGCUCCGCGAGAAGUUGACGGAGAAUCUCCGUGAGUGCGUUCGUGCCCUGUUCCUCAACACUCGUCCACUCACGUCGUUCGUCCGCACGCAGAGGCCCGAUGUGGAUAUGGACGCGUUCGGGAUGGUCGCAAAGGGCUCGGGCGUGGGGGAAUUGAGCGGUACCCAUAGUUUGUUUCUUGACAGUUCGGUUUAGGCAGGGUCUAGCGUCGUUUGUAAGUAAGCAGAAGGUGAACUAAGAUACUUUGUUUCUUGAAUGGCCUGGCUGGCGGCCCA